Messenger RNA from Maylandia zebra (zebra mbuna), 5022 nucleotides. It is a transcript of the gene ppp6r3, whose product is annotated as protein phosphatase 6, regulatory subunit 3. The record is from RefSeq and is a predicted model, not a curated record. Lineage: Eukaryota; Metazoa; Chordata; Actinopteri; Cichliformes; Cichlidae. Gene Ontology annotation, molecular function: protein phosphatase regulator activity; protein phosphatase binding. Gene Ontology annotation, cellular component: nucleus; cytosol.
UGGAGUGGGGGAAGGGGUCGAUGAAGUUGACGGAACCGCCAUCUUGAAAAGUGCUCUCCGAAGGUCUACAUUUUCGCGCCUGUUAGAAACAGUUUUAAACGCUUUAUUUUCCUUGCCAAAAUUUCAUCUUAGCUCUGUCUUAGUAUCGCUAAGGUCCGAGGCUAAUGUUAAGAUAAGCUACAUGCUGGAGAGUCGGUGUUUACCCUUGUCUAUUGGUGUGUUCGUGUUGAACUGCUGUAUGUGCGCUUUUUGUGAGUGUGUCCAUUACCACUAUCUGCCUGCUUGCCCAUCCGUCUGGUCAGCCUGGAAUGGGCCACAACUCCCAAAGACUAGAACAAACCUCUUUUUAACCUGAGCUUUGCUGUGAGGACUCCAACAUACUCACAGAACCAACAUGUUUUGGAAAUUUGACCUCCACACCACAUCCCACAUUGACACACUGCUGGAGAAGGAGGAUGUGACGCUUACAGAGGUAAUGGAUGAGGAUGAUGUCCUGCAGGAGUGCAAGGCCCAGAAUCACAAACUUGUGGACUUCCUGCUGAGACCACAGUGUAUGGAGGACCUGGUUACCUUUAUCACACAGGAACCCAGUACUGAUGUUGAGGAAAAGGUUAAAUACAAGUAUCCCAACAUAUCAUGUGAGCUGCUUACAUCAGAUGUGAGCCAGAUCAAUGACAGACUAGGAGAAGAUGAAAAACUGCUGAUGAAAUUGUACAGUUUCCUCCAAAAUGAGCCGCCCCUCAACCCCCUCCUGGCCAGCUUCUUCUCCAAAGUUCUUUCUAUUCUUAUAGGACGCAAGCCUGAACAGAUAGUUGAUUUUUUGAGGAAGCAGGAAGACUUUGUAGACUUGAUGAUAAAACACAUCGGGACCUCUGCGAUCAUGGACUUGCUGCUCAGGAUGCUCACCUGCAUCGAACCACAGCAGCUACGACAAGAUGUUCUCAAUUGGCUGAAUGAGGAGAAAGUGAUUCAGAGACUGGUGGAGAUGAUACAACCUUCUCAAGAUGAAGAUAGACACUCCAAUGCAUCACAGUCACUCUGUGAGAUCAUUAGACUGAGCAGAGACCAGAUGUUCCAGGUGCAGGGCUCUUCAGAACCUGAUCCACUUCUGUCCACACUUGAAAAGCAGGAGACAGUAGAGCAGCUGCUCUCUAAUAUCUUCGACAAGGAAAAGAACGAGUCUGCAAUUGUCAGCGUUAUCCAGAUCCUGCUCACAUUGUUUGAGACGAGGAGACCAGCGUUUGAGGGUCAUAUGGAGUGCCCCCCAGGGAUGUCUCAUCCAUCAUUCUCAGUGAACCACAGCAUCCUCGAGGCUGUGAGACCCAGACUCAAAGAUUUUCACCAGCUGCUACUCGAACCUCCAAAGAAGAAUAUGAUGAAGACAACAUGGGGGGUUCUGGACCCUCCAGUGGGCAACACCAGGCUCAAUGUGGUCAGACUGGUCGCCAGUCUGUUGCAGAGCAACACACACAGCAUCAAUACAGAACUAAUUAACCUCAACACACUUGGAGUUAUACUAGAUAUGUAUUUCAAAUACAUCUGGAACAACUUCCUCCACAUUCAGGUGGAAAUCUGUACAGCCAUGAUACUGGCUAUGCCUCCUGCCCCCAUAGACAUCCAACCAGACACAGAGGCAGAACACGUGAAGGAAAGCAUCCUCAUCAAACAUCUGUUUCAAAAGUGCCAAUUUAUACAGAGAAUCAUUGAUGCCUGGAGCUCCAAUGAGAAAGAACAGGCAGAAGGUGGGCGGCGACGAGGCUACAUGGGUCACCUGACCAGAAUAGCCAACUCUAUAGUUCAUAACUGCGACAAAGGCCCUAAUGGGCCGCAAAUACAACAGCUCAUCUCUGAGCUCCCUGCAGAGGAUCGAGAAAAAUGGGAAUCUUUUAUUUCUGGACAGCUGGCUGACACAAACAAAAGAAACACUGUUGACUUGGUAAAUACACACCACAUCCAUUCUUCCAGUGAUGAUGAGGUGGACUUUAAAGAGAGUGGUUUUCACCAAGACUCGUCUCUUCAACAAGCCUUUUCUGAUUAUCAGAUGCAACAAAUGACGUCCAAUUUUAUUGAGCAGUUUGGCUUCAAUGACGAAGAGUUUGCUGAUCAGGACGAUGUUGUGGAUAUUCCCUUUGAUAGAAUAUCAGACAUCAAUUUUUCACUGAAUACAAAUGAAAGUGCAAAUAUCGCUUUGUUUGAGGCACGCUGUAAGGAGAAAAUCCAGCAGUUUGAAGAUGCUGGUUCAGAUGAAGACGAUAUCUGGGAUGAAAAAGAUGUCACCUUUGCACCAGAGGCACAGAGACGCCCCAGGAGUUCAGGCAGCACAGACAGCGAGGAGAGCACAGACUCGGAGGAGGAGGACGUGAAGAGGGAUCAGUUUGAAGCUUCCAACCCCAGCAACGAUGACAGAAUGGAAGUUGACACAGGCCCAGUGUGGACGGCAAAUUUUGAUGAUAUCCCUAUGGACACGGGUACAUCCACAGCUUCAAACUCCAACCCCAGCAACCCAGCUCCAUCCUCUCCCUCCACCUCCCCUGAUACAGCAUGGAGCUCCUCUCCUGCAGCUAACUCAAACUCAGAAACUGGCUGGGCUGAUUUCUCCAACUUCACUCCUGUCAACCCCAAAGACCCCCUGAGAUGCAACUCUCCUGUUGCUAUGGAAACCAGUAUAGAAACAAUUGACCCUUUAGGGGUUAACGCACCCAUGCAGUCUGAAGACUGUGAUGGCUGGUUGGGCACGAGUGUGGCUUCUCCAGCUGCCUCUGCACCUAGUGAUUGUGGGAGCUCUAAGGCAGAGGAGGAAGCAUCUAGCUCUGAGCACCGCAGCAUCACAGAAACGGUCAUCAAUGGCUCCAUGAAAGAAACAGUCAGUCUCACUGUUGAUGCCAAGACUGAGACCGCCGUUUUCAAGAGAGUGUUGAAAUCUUAUCGUGAGGAAGAGAAGAUUGCUUCUUCAGAGAAGUACUCAGUAGUGGAGUAUGUGGAGUCAGAGAGAGCAGGCAUCAACAGCUCAGCCACAGCCUGCUGUCCUAAAACUGGUAGUGAGAAAUGUCGGCCCAUUGUGGAGCUACCCAAUGGUCCUCUGGAAGAAAUGUCCCCCACAGAGGAGGCCAAGCUCGACAGAAGUUCUGUGUCCUCUGAGCCAGCUGUAAACGGGCCAGCAUGAGAGUCACUUAAUGCCUGCCAAUGGCCAGCCUGUUCUGCCAUGCAGGGCCUUUCUCCUGGUCAGCCAGCAGAGGCUGCUGCUCACAGCUGUUCCAACCACAUGCCCCAUCAGGACCAGCAAUACUCCCAUCGUCUCAUCACUGAAAGACAAAUGGGCAGACAGGUGUACAGACACAAGAUGGACUAAGAAGUAAAAUGAGAGACACUCAAAUGGAUACGGAAUAAUUUUUUUUCUGCAUUUGUUUAUAUACUAUUGUACUUAGGAGGUGAUGUGUGACUGAUAUCCUGACUCCCAAAAUUAAAUAGUAAUGUUGCGAUGGUUAAGGAAAUGAUUGUAUGAAUAAAAUAUUUUAUAAAAGGAAAAUGUAUACAGAAGCAUAAGUUGAAUUACCACAGAGAGGAAUAGCUGAUUCAUGAUCAACCAAUCACCAUGUUGUUGUUAUUGGCUGCAUAACAGGCUGACACUUCAAGUUAGAGCUAUAUUUAAAAUUUCUCCCCCACCGUUGAUCUGUCUCUGAGCAGAGCUGCUCUGACCAAUUGAAACAGUUUUAUUUUUGUUGCAGCUAAUUGCAAAUGAUUUUUCUCUUGUGAUCUUCUGCAUUGAAUAACAUUUGAGCUGUUUUGGUAUGUUUCUUUCUAAUUUAUUAUGGAGUUGAGAUUGUAGUAACAAAAAGGGGAAAAAAAUGACCAUAGAGAUAUACCAACACUGUCUCUUUCUUACUGGCUGCUUUCAUGCUAACUAGGUUCUUACCUCGCAGCUGGAAGGCUAAAGAGGAGAUGUUUGUCACCACAACCUAAACUAGGAGCUAUAAAUGCAUUAAGAAUAUGUUCGUUUUUUGUUUUUAUCGCAAGUGCUCUUCAGAUAACUGGUUUUCAGUUUGCUGGGUCUCCCUUUAGAUUGCAUUAUAUUUUUUAAAAAUGUCGUUCCAAGUUGAAUAUUCAUCUCCAAUGUGCAGAACUGUCAAUUCAGCCUGCUACUAUAGUAAAAUUGAAAGGCAUUUAAUUGCCAAACUAUACACAGAAGUAGAGGAUAAAUUUAUUUAAUAAUAAAUAAAUACAUUUUGCCAAAACACACAGCUGCCACAUGGGGUAGGCCCAAACAGCUACACAAUCUACAGUCUGUAACUCUGUCAGCUGUGGAGGGCGAGCAGAUGGAGCUACUGUGUGUAGUCCCACCAUCUCGGCAUUAGAAAGAUAUUGACUGGCAAGGCUUGGCUCUGGAGGUUUCCUCUAUAGGUAAGAAAGUGUUGGUUUUCAAAAUAUGAUUUUUUUUUUUUUUUUAAGUCAAUAUCUGUACUGUUCAGCUCAAGCGCACAUACUCUAUAAAAAGGUUUGAGUUUGUGAUUUCCCAUUGAAUGCAAUACAUAAUUUCUAAUGUGUGCUAGGGACAGCACUUUUCAUGCCUCAUACAUCAUGUGGAAGCUGUGUGUUUUCUGCGUUACCUUUUGCAAGAUUGCCUUGUGUCCACCCUCAUGGGCUUACAUGUGACAAUCAGGUGAAAUUGUUUCAGCCAAUGACUGUGUGCCAGCAGGUGACACUGUUUAGACCGUACAGUGGGUGAGGUGGAGGUACUGCUGUAGAAAGUUUGGGCAAAAAAGUUUAAUGGUGACUUCAAAUGAUGUACUCUGUCAGCCAGUCUAAUCAAUGAAAGCAAACAUUCCUGCUAGAUUACUUUGUAAUAUGAAUGGUGACAUUUUACUUUUUACCUGCAAGUUUUUAAGAUAAAAUGAUAAGGAUUACUUUUACAGUUAUCACAUCAGACGCUCUGUAGUGUUUUAGCGUCUGGUAUGUGUUCAUGUGUAAGUUAUUCCUGCAGAGCAGGAGGUCCAGCUUGAGUAAAGCACCCAAGUUUGAAACAGU